GUCACGAGCGGGGCUGCGCCUGCGAGAAGAAGCGUUUGAACAUGUCUCGCCUGCCGAGUGUAACCGGACGGGAUCCCCGUGCGGGUUUCAGAGCUGAGAGGGAGUGCGCUGCCUCCGUGCCCCAGGGGCUGUUGAAGGCGGCGAGGAAGAGCGGCCAGUUAAACCUGUCGGGUCGGAACCUCAGUGAAGUGCCUCAGUGUGUUUGGAGAAUAAAUGUGGAUAUUCCUGAAGAAGCUAAUCAGAAUCUUUCAUUCAAUGCUACUGAACGAUGGUGGGAGCAGACGGAUCUGACCAAACUAAUCAUAUCAAACAACAAACUUCAGUCACUUGCAGAUGACCUUCGACUCUUGCCUGCACUGACUGUUCUUGAUAUACAUGAUAAUCAGCUGACAUCCCUUCCUUCUGCUAUAAGAGAACUAGAAAAUCUUCAGAGGCUUAAUGUCAGCCACAACAAACUGAAAAUGCUCCCUGAAGAAAUUACAAAUCUAAAAAAUAUGAAGGCUCUGUAUCUCCAGCAUAAUGAAUUAACUUGCAUACCAGAGGGAUUUUCACAACUUUCCAAUCUGGAAGAUUUAGAUCUUUCGAACAAUCGUCUAACAACUGUUCCUGCUAGCUUUUCUUCUCUGUCCAGUGUGUUGCGACUCAAUCUUUCCAGUAACCUGCUGAAGAGUUUGCCAGCAGAAAUAAGUAGAAUGAAAAGAUUAAAGCAUUUGGAUUGUAAUUCAAAUCUCUUGGAAACUGUACCUUCUGAGUUGGCUGGCAUGGAAUCACUAGAAUUGCUUUAUUUGCGGAGGAAUAAACUACGUUUUCUACCACAAUUUCCUUCUUGUAGACUAUUGAAGGAAUUGCAUGUAGGUGAAAACCAGAUUGAAAAGUUAGGGGCAGAACAUCUUAAGCAUCUGAAUUCUAUCCUUGUACUAGACCUGAGAGAUAACAAGUUGAAAUCUGUUCCAGAUGAAAUUUCACUACUACAGUCUUUGGAAAGACUUGACCUAAGCAACAAUGAUAUUAGUAGUCUGCCCUGUUCAUUGGGAAACCUUCAUUUGAAAUUCUUGGCUCUAGAAGGAAAUCCUUUGAGAACCAUUCGAAGAGAAAUUAUUGCUGUAAGUAAAGGAACUCAAGAAGUCCUCAAAUACCUACGAAGCAAGAUCAAAGAUGAUGGACUUAACCAGAGUGACUCUGUUACUGAGACUGCUAUGACACUACCAAGUGCAUCCAGAGUCAAUGUACAUGCCAUCACCACACUGAAAAUAUUAGACCAUAGUGAUAAGCAAACGACUUUGAUUCCUGAUGAAGUGUUUGAUGCAGUGAAAAGCAACAUAAUCACUUCUGUUAAUUUCAGUAAGAAUCAUCUAUGUGAAAUACCAAAAAGGAUUAUAGAACUGAAGGAAAUGGUUUCUGAUGUGAACCUCAGUUUUAAUAAGCUUUCCUUUAUUUCCUUGGAGUUAUGUAUGCUUCAAAAACUGACCUUUUUAGAUCUAAGGAACAAUUUUUUAAAUUCUUUGCCUGAAGAAAUGGAGUCAUUGUCAAGACUACAAACAAUCAAUCUGUCCUUUAAUAGGUUCAAAAUACUACCUGAAGUUCUGUAUCGUAUCUCCACACUUGAAGCAAUUCUGAUUAGUAACAAUCAGGUUGGAUCUGUGGACCCUCAGAAAAUGAAGAUGAUGGAAAAUCUGACCACAUUGGAUCUUCAAAAUAAUGACCUCCUCCAAAUUCCACCAGAGCUCGGUAAUUGUGUGAAUCUAAGAACAUUACUGCUAGAUGGAAAUCCAUUCCGUGUUCCUCGGGCAGCCAUAUUAAUGAAAGGAACAGCUGCAAUACUGGAAUAUUUAAGAGACCGAAUUCCUACAUAAAUCAGAAUUGUUUUCUAAUUCUGGUUAUGUUAAUUUUUAGGAUAAUAUAACAUUUUCUUUGUUACCCUAAAGGUGAUUGCUGUAAUUGAUCUUAUAGUUUUCCCAGUAAUCACAUUGCUGUUGGUAUGGCUGGCCUGGGCUGUACUCACUGCCAGUAAGUGUUUUCAUUAACAACUAACAUUUUUCUAAAGUGUUUUACAUAUUUAUAGUGGUGUUAACCACUGAAAGCCAGGCAGUUUUCAUACAUGUUCUGAGUAUUUUCCACAUUA
This is a messenger RNA of Castor canadensis (American beaver), 2122 nucleotides long. RefSeq names its product leucine rich repeat containing 40 (gene Lrrc40). Gene Ontology annotation, molecular function: protein binding. Lineage: Eukaryota; Metazoa; Chordata; Mammalia; Rodentia; Castoridae. Gene Ontology annotation, cellular component: cytoplasm. The record is from RefSeq and is a predicted model, not a curated record.